GGCUUCUCUGGUGUUGGUGUGGACACCUGAGGAGCCAGGAGCCUGUUCAGCUCUCAUGUGUGCAUAGCUUCAAGUGCAGGGGGAGUGAUGCCCGUGGGGACACCCUGAACCCAUGGAGAUGGAAGCCUACGGAUAACACAUUUCAUAAGUCUCCUUGGAAGGCCUUAGCGAGACAUCAAGCUCCAGUCAACCGCAGCAGUGGCUAACUUAGUAGUCACUUAGUGGCGUCCUUGCUUCUCUUUUUCAUUCGUUCUCGUUCCACUGCCCUGAUCCCUCACUCUUGCUCCCAGAUAAACAAAUUGCACACACGCCUCUGUCCUGGAUUCUCCUUUUAUGGGUGGCGGGAAUAAAUCAGGCUCAGAUAAAAAAUAUCCCUUCCCACUGAUCAUUCAAAUCUUGUUGAUUCUACUUCAAAUUGUUUCUUUAAUUUUUCCCAUUCCUGCUCCUACUCCCCUGGUUCAGACCCUCUUCAUCUCUUCUCUGUACUCGGACCAACUGGACUCCUACCUGCUCUUUUGCCUCUCACCCACCCCCCAUUUUUUUUUUUUUUUGAACUUAACCCAUCAUCUCUCCUACAAAAGCAUUCAUCCUUUUCUGCUGCCAGAGUGAAGUUUCUAAGACACUACAACUACUCAUUUCUGGUACCUCCUUAUCACCUACAAAAUAAAGUUUAAACCCCUUAACAUGAUGUUAUGAUCGCUGUCCAUGCCUGCAGCAUCGUGAUUUUCCGUCUCUCCCCAGAAACACCUCUGACCACCUUGGACUGUUCAUCUGUCGUUUCCCCUUCAGUGGUUCUUCCUCUCGAAGCCUUUCUUUCUGCCAACCUUUCCAUUCAGUCCCCUUUAGUUUAUCAAAUGCUUAAUUGAACAUAGGCACAUACCAGUUCCUGUCACCCGAGGAGGUGAGGAGCAGGUGACAAGAUAGGGGAAGGUAGUGUUGCAGAAUACGUCGCAUGUCAACACAGUCCCAUGUAAAUGUUUUAGUUAGUUUGCCCCAGUUUAGGGACCUGAAUGUACUUUUUCAUCACGCUAGAGUCACUGCAGGGGUUUUGGUAAGGAGAAAGGACAUUUUUCUUUUGCAGAACUUGAGAUCGUGUGGAAAAAUAAGGCCCUAAGGGGGGGUAAAUUUAUGGAAAGUCAUCUUUACAUUAAUCAUCAAAGCUGAUGUCUAAAUAAAGACAAUGCGAUUGAGAUUUUGCACAUUUUUAAAUUACUAGUAGUGGAUAAAGCACUCAAUUUUCACUUACCAUUCCUGCUUCAAAAAAAGAAGUGUUAAAUUUUCUUCCCAGCAGAUUCAAGGAGAUGCUUGCUUAUUUGUUUUCAUUUGUUGCAGAUAAUAUGCAUGCAGAGAGGUUUUCCUUUUCUGAGUCUCAUUUUCCAUCCACAUAUUCAAUGUCUUCUUGGCUUGCACUUAGGAUUGUUGAUUUUCCACCCCUCUAGUUCUGCCUGCUGGGCCACUGGCUACAGUGUGCAGGUUGGGAUCAUAGGACUGUGACUGGCCAAGGGGGCACAUGGUUCUGACUCUCAGCCCAUGAGGUUUGCCAGGUUGGGCUCCCUGGCUUGUGGCUGCAUUACAUUUUUAUAAUUCUGUCGUGAUUCAGAGAUGUUAAGUAAGUUGGUACUUGAGAUAGAAAGGUUUAGGAUAAUCUUAUUUAACCAAUGAGGCCCAGCUCAACGGGUAAUUGUCAGCCCUUCUACCCAUCUCCCAGGGUUUAUCGCCUCAGGCAUGGCCCUGGUAUCUGUGUGCAGAAACAAACCUGUCAACUCUUCUUUCCCAUCUUAGCAACCUCCUUCCUCUCAGACCAAUUCCCAGUGCUAAGAACCUGGUUACCCUUCCUCCUUGUGAUUCCUGCAGCUAGAAUAACAAAUUGUCACGAAACAUAUCCUCUCACAUUUCUGGAGGUCAGAAGUCCAAAGCCAGGCUCUCAGCAGGGCUGCACUCCCUCCAGUGGCUCUAGCAGAAAACCCUGUCUCGCCUCGUCCUCCUCCAGCCUCUGGUGACAGUUGAUGUUCCUUCACUUGUGGCAGCAGCAUCCAGUCUGUGCGUCUGUCCUCACCUAGCCUGCUUUCUUGUGUGUGACUCUGUGUUCUUUCCUGUCUCUCAAUAGAACUUUCUCAUUUAGGGCCCAUCCUAAUCCAGCAUGAUCAUAUUUCAAUCUUUGCCUUCAUCAUGUUUUGAUGACCUGAUUUUCAAAUAAGAUCACAUUCUGAGGCUGUGACAUGACAUGAUUUGGAGUGGACGCCAUUCACCCCACCACACUCAUCUACUUUAACUUUAUCAAGACUUCAAUGCAAGCACGUCUACUUCUUACAUCCCCUGUUUUACCUCCUUUUCCUGUUUUCAACUCCCUGUUCCUCUUUUCCUCAUUUACCCCUUUAAGAAUGACUUAUAAUUUGUGUGCACAAGAUUUGACUAUUCUGCAUUUUCGAAGAGAUGUACAAAGUAAGAAAGGCAAGUCCAGAGGCCAGAAGUGAAGCCCGGCCUCUGUGUUUCUAACAUCAAGGAUGCUGCCCUGCCCAGGACCAACACCCGGCAAACUUUGGAUGAUGUCUGUAAGGUGAUGUUCAUCAACAUCUUCAACAGCAAGCUGAAAGCCUAGCAGACAUGCUCACUGUCAGUCCUCUGGAAGGCCCAAGAGAGCCCUUGCCUGCUACCUCAAUAGAUGAGGACCUCCAGGGCUACCUGGCCUUUGUGGAUUCCAGACGUCCUGUAUCAGCCGAGCUCCAGGAGAGCCCCAGCAGCACUCUCUUUUCCUGCUGCCUCGGUGCUCAAGACAAUGGUCUUUUUGAGUGUCCAGCUGAUUCUGUUGCUCACUUCUGCCUCUCCCAUUGUGUGGAUGCCUCUCAUCCCUUGCCUGAGCAGAGUCCCUGCUGGGAAGGGAGGAAAACACCAGGAGUCUCCGUUUGCUCCUCCUCUGGCCUAGACAGGAUUUAAACCCAGGGAGGGAAGCCAAGGAGAGACGAGAACAAGGGACGACCAGCAAGUACCAAGGUCUGCGGCAGGAGGAGACCGGCUCACAGGAGCAGCAGCGUUGGAAGAGGCACCCAGCAGCCUCCCAGCUGUCUUGUAUCCUACAUGCAAUGCUUGCACAGAGUUCAGCGUCACAGAGACUAGAAAUAAAGACGUUUGUAUGUACUUGCUGCCCCUGGAGUUUAACCUAGGAGAGACAGACCUCCCUUGUACAUCCAUGUUCUUGGAUCUGAAGGAGAAAGAGAUACAGAGUUCGUGAAAUCUGUUGCCUAAGCCUCCAGUUCACGGCAUCCUGGAGGGUCUGCUCCCUGUCUUUCCAAGGAUGAGUCUCCAGGAGAUGUUCCGCUUCCCCUUGGGGCUCCUGCUUGGCUCUGUGCUUCUGGUGGCUUCGGCCCCAGCCACUCUGGAGCCUCCCAGCUGCAACAACAAGGAGCAACAGGUCACUGUCAGCCACACCUACAAGAUCGAUGUGCCUAAGUCUGCCUUGGUUCAGGUGGAGGCUGACCCUCAGCCCCUCAGUGACGAUGGGGCUUCGCUUUUGGCCCUGGGUGAGGCCGGGGAGGAACAGAACAUCGUCUUCAGGCACAACAUCCGCCUUCAGACGCCACAGAAGGACUGCGAGUUGGCAGGCACUGUCCAGGACCUCCUGGCCCGGGUGAAAAAGCUGGAGGAAGAGAUGGUGGAGAUGAAGGAACAGUGUAGUGCCCAGCGCUGCUGCCAGGGAGCUACUGAUCUGAGCCGCCGCUGCAGCGACCACGGGACCUUCUCCCUGGAGACCUGCAGCUGCCACUGCGAGGAGGGCAGGGAGGGCCCCGCCUGCGAGCAGCUGGCUUGCCCCGGGGCGUGCAGCGGCCACGGGCGUUGCGUGGACGGGCGCUGCCUGUGCCACGAGCCCUACGUGGGUGCCGACUGCGGCUACCCGGCCUGCCCUGAGAACUGCAGCGGGCAUGGCGAGUGCGUGCGCGGCGUGUGCCAGUGCCACGAAGACUUCACGUCUGAGGACUGCAGCGAGCGACGCUGUCCUGGCGACUGCAGCGGCCACGGCUUCUGCGACACGGGCGAGUGCUACUGCGAGGAGGGCUUCACAGGCCUGGACUGUGCCCAGGUGGUCGCCCCACAGGGCCUGCAGCUGCUCAAGAGCACGGAGGAAUCUCUGCUGGUGAGCUGGGAGCCCUCCAGCCAGGUGGAUCACUAUUUCCUCAACUACUACCCCCUGGGGAAGGAGCUGUCUGGGAAGCAGAUCCGAGUGCCCAAGGAGCAACACAGCUAUGAGAUUCUCGGUUUGCUGCCUGGAACCAAAUACAUAGUCACCCUGCGUAACGUCAAGAAAGACAUUUUUAGCAGCCCACAGCAUCUACUUGCCACCACAGACCUUGCUGCACUUGGCACUGCCUGGGUGACAGAGGAGACUGAGCACUCCCUCGACGUGGAGUGGGAAAACCCCUCGACCGAGGUGGACUACUACAAGCUGCGAUAUGGCCCCAUGACAGGGCAGGAGGUAACUGAGGUCACUGUGCCGAAGAGCAGUGACCCCAAGAGCCGAUAUGACAUCACUGGUCUGCACCCAGGGACCGAAUAUAAGAUCACGGUGGUGCCCAUGCGAGGAACGCUGGAGGGCAAGCCGAUCCUCCUGAAUGGCAGGACAGAAAUUGACAGUCCAACCAAUGUUGUUACUGAUCGAGUGACUGAAGACACAGCAACUGUCUCCUGGAAACCAGUGCAGGCUGUCAUAGACAAGUAUGUGGUGCGCUACACCUCUGCUGAUGGGGACACCAAGGAAAUGGCAGUGCACAAGGAUGAGAGCAGCACUGUCCUGACGGGCCUGAAGCCAGGAGAGGCAUACAAGGUCUACGUAUGGGCUGAAAGGGGCAACCAGGGGAGCAAGAAAGCUGACACCAAUGCCCUCACAGAAAUUGACAGCCCAGCAAACCUGGUGACUGACCGGGUGACUGAGAAUACUGCCACCAUCUCCUGGGACCCGGUGCAGGCCACCAUUGACAAGUACGUGGUGCACUACACCUCUGCUGACAACCAAGAGACCAGAGAGGUUCCGGUGGGGAAGGAGCAGAGCAGCACUGUCCUGACAGGCCUGAGGCCAGGUGUGGAGUACACAGUGCACGUCUGGGCCCAGAAGGGGGACCGAGAGAGCAAGAAGGCCAACACCAACGCCCCAACAGACAUUGACAGCCCCAAAAACCUGGUGACUGACCGGGUGACAGAGAAUAUGGCCACUGUCUCCUGGGACCCGGUGCAGGCCACCAUUGACAAGUAUAUGGUGCGCUACACCUCUGCGGACGGAGAGACCAGGGAGGUUCCGGUGGGGAAGGAGCACAGCAGCACCAUCCUGACGGGCCUGAGACCGGGCAUGGAGUACAUGGUGCACGUGUGGGCCCAGAAGGGGGACCAGGAGAGCAAGAAGACUGACACCAAGGCCCAGACAGACAUUGACAGCCCCCAAAACCUGGUGACUGACUGGGUGACAGAGAAUAUGGCCACUGUCUCCUGGGACCCAGUGCAGGCCACUAUUGACAGGUAUGUGGUGCGCUACACCUCUGCCAAGGACGGAGAGACCAGGGAGGUUCCGGUGGGGAAGGAGCAGAACAGCACUGUCCUGACAGGCCUGAGGCCUGGUGUGGAGUACACGGUGCACGUGUGGGCCCAGAAGGGGGCCCAGGAGAGCAAGAAGGCUGACACCAAGGCCCAGACAGACAUUGACAGCCCCAAAAACCUGGUCACUGACCGGGUGACAGAGAAUACAGCCACUGUCUCCUGGGACCUGGUGCAGGCCACCAUUGACAGGUAUGUGGUGCGCUACACAUCUGCCAAUGGAGAGACCAGGGAGGUUCCAGUGGGGAAGGAGCAGAGCAGCACCGUCCUGACGGGCCUGAGGCCAGGCGUGGAGUACACAGUGCACGUGUGGGCCCAGAAGGGGAACCAGGAGAGCAAGAAGGCUGACACCAAGGCCCAGACAGAAAUUGACAGCCCCAAAAACCUGGUGACUGACCGGGUGACAGAGAAUAUGGCCACUGUCUCCUGGGACCCGGUGCAGGCCACGAUUGACAAGUAUGUGGUGCGCUACACCUCUGCGGAUGGAGAGACCAGGGAGGUUCCGGUGGGGAAGGAGCACAGCAGCACCGUCCUGACGGGCCUGAGACCGGGCAUGGAGUACAUGGUGCACGUGUGGGCCCAGAAGGGGGACCAGGAGAGCAAGAAGGCCGACACCAAGGCCCAGACAGAAAUUGACCCUCCCAGAAACCUUCGUCCAUCUGCUGUAACGCAGUCUGGUGGUGUAUUGACCUGGACACCCCCCUCUGCUCAGAUCCAUGGCUACAUUCUGACCUACCAGUUCCCAGACGGCACAGUUAAGGAGAUACAGCUGGGACGAGAAGACCAGAGGUUUGAGUUGCAAGGCCUGGAGCAAGGUGCCACCUAUCCUGUCUCCCUUGUUGCCUUUAAGGGUGGUCUCCGGAGCAGAAAUGUAUCCACCACCCUCUCCACAGUUGGUGCCCGUUUCCCACACCCUUCGGACUGCAGUCAGGUUCAGCAGAACAGCAAUGCCGCCAGUGGUCUGUACACCAUCUACCUGCAUGGCGAUUCCAGCCGGCCCCUGCAGGUGUACUGCGACAUGGACACGGACGGAGGUGGCUGGAUUGUCUUCCAGAGGCGGAACACUGGGCAGCUGGAUUUCUUCAAGCGAUGGAGGACCUAUGUGGAAGGCUUUGGGGACCCCACGAAGGAGUUCUGGCUUGGACUUGACAAGCUACACAACCUCACCACUGGCACUCCAACGCGGUAUGAGGUGAGAGUGGAUUUACAGACUGCCAAUGAAUCCGCCUAUGCUAUAUAUGAUUUCUUCCAAGUGGCCUCCAGCAAGGAGCGGUAUAAGCUGACAGUUGGGAAAUACAGAGGCACAGCGGGGGAUGCUCUUUCUUACCACAAUGGAUGGAAGUUUACAACUUUCGACAGAGACAACGAUAUUGCACUCAGCAACUGUGCCCUGACACAUCAUGGUGGCUGGUGGUAUAAGAACUGCCACUUGGCCAACCCCAAUGGCAGAUAUGGGGAGACCAAGCACAGUGAGGGGGUGAACUGGGAGCCUUGGAAAGGACAUGAAUUCUCCAUUCCUUACGUGGAGUUGAAAAUCCGCCCUCAUGGCUACAGCAAGGAGCCUGUCCUGGGCAGAAAGAAGCGGACGCUGGGAGGAAGGCUGCGAACGUUCUGAUGGCCUGUGUGAGCAGUCCUUGCAGGAGACAACACCAGCUGUGGGAGCUUGGGGCGGGGUGGGUAGUGGUGACUGGGGUCUGGGAGUGCUCAGAGCCUCUGGGUUCUGGGAUCGCCUGAUAGCCCAGAGAACAAAUCAUGUCACCAAGCUUCAAGCCAUGGAGGUUCCUUCCCUCUCACCUGCAUUUUUGCCCGUCUUUAUGAGGGUCUUGAAAAUCAAAACAGUAGUUACACAGUAUGCGUAGGAAAGACAGGACUGGAACGGCAAGGUUUCUCAGCUUAUCUUCGGCAACAAAUAUACUGGAUUAGGGCAAGAGAAGGAAUCACCCAACACUUCACCAAUUGGAAAUCUCUGGAAAUUUACAUCUAUGUAUUAAAGCUCUGCUAAUGCAAAUCUUUUCUCUAGAAAGAAGCACAGAAGGGGGGUUCUCAUGACCCAGGGGUUAGGGCUGAGGCAACUGGACGUUUGUCAACUCCUUUCCCACUGGGUUUUUAGGAAAACAGUGUGAACCUCCCCCUUUUAAUUUCUGGUGUUAUGAGGAAGAAUAAAGGGAAUAAAAGGGGCUAAGAUGGACUCACGUUUAGCUAAGUUCUGACUAGUAUCCAGCAUGCUGGAGACCAAAACUGCCGCCUUACUGCUAUUUUUAAGCGCCCUCUUUUCAGUCAUUUGCAUAAUUGCAUCCAUAGAACUGCAUAUGUUGUGAAUAAAUUCUCACUCAUUUCAACUUUGAA
This is a messenger RNA of Macaca mulatta (Rhesus monkey), 7923 nucleotides long. It is a transcript of the gene TNN, whose product is annotated as tenascin N. NCBI's taxonomy places the organism in Eukaryota, Metazoa, Chordata, Mammalia, Primates, Cercopithecidae. Gene Ontology annotation, biological process: regulation of cell adhesion. Gene Ontology annotation, cellular component: perisynaptic extracellular matrix. The record is from RefSeq and is a predicted model, not a curated record. Gene Ontology annotation, molecular function: protein binding.